This is a messenger RNA of Drosophila gunungcola (fruit fly), 1857 nucleotides long. RefSeq names its product CBY1-interacting BAR domain-containing protein homolog (gene Fam92). The transcript has 5 exons. Bases 87 to 1274 code for a protein of 395 amino acids. Lineage: Eukaryota; Metazoa; Arthropoda; Insecta; Diptera; Drosophilidae. Gene Ontology annotation, biological process: cilium assembly. The record is from RefSeq and is a predicted model, not a curated record. Gene Ontology annotation, cellular component: ciliary basal body; ciliary transition zone.
CUUAUUUUCCGUUGUCUUGGUAACGGUUUUCCCUGGAUUUUAUUGUCAAAAGAAAAAUUAAGGAAAAUAAGCUAAACUAAACAAGAAUGUUUCGCCGUGGAAAAUUAUCGUUUCUGAAUACCAAAGAUGAUCGCAUCAAACUAAUAACGGAGCGCAUAAACAUAACAGAGCGACAUUUAUUGGAGAUGUGUUCUUCAUUUGCUUUGGUGACGAGGAAAAUGGCCAAAUACCGCGACUCCUUCGAUGAGCUGGCCAAGGGUGUUAAGAGUUAUGCCGAUGACGAGGAAAUCAAUGAAAGUCUCUGUCAAGGACUGAAAAGUUUCACGAAUGCGGUCACAAUAAUGGGCGACUAUAUGGACAUCAAUGUGCACCGAUUGGAACACAAGAUUGUAAACGAGCUCUCGCAGUUCGAGCAGCUCUGCAAGUCCACACGGGAAAAUUUACGUCUUGCUGUUAUAGCCCGGGAUAAGGAGGUUCUACGUCAACGACAGAUGCUGGAGCUUAAGUCAAAGUUUUCAGCCAAUAAUAGUGCCGCAGAUUCCGAGUUGUUUAAAGCCAAAAUGGAGGUACAGCGCACCAACAAAGAGAUCGACGACAUCAUUGGGAACUUCGAGCAGCGGAAAAUAAGGGACUUAAAGCAGAUAAUCUCUGAUUUUAUCCUGAUCUCCAUGAAGCAGCACACCAAGGCCUUGGAGGUCCUUUCCGCUAGUUACUAUGAUAUUGGGAGCAUUGAUGAACGCGACGAUUUCCUGGAGUUCCAGAAGCUGAUGAAAAGCAAGGAGGAGCCCACUUCCCGAAAGGCGGCCCUAAAGAAGGGUUUGCGUUCGCAGUCUAUGGAUAGUUUGGAGCAUGAGCACCUGGUCAGUCCGCUGAAGAGGCGCCAAAGGUUAUCCAGGAGUAGCAAGAAUCUGGCCGGUGCCGGAAUCAGUCAUGGCAGUAAAACGGAACCAGAGGAGGAAACUGAUGAACAGGAAGAAGAUGAUGAUGACGAAGAUGAUGAAACCGAGCAAAGUGGAGAGGAAGAAGAGGAAUCUGGAACCGCAUCAGACGAUGAAAGGGAGCCCACCCAGCCGAGCAGCCAGCUCACUUCUCGCGAGAAUGUCUUUGGGGCCAAGAUACGAUCCGCUGCCAAAGAUGCAGCCACGCCCUCGUCAGGCGCGAGUGCAACUGCUGCUCCUUCGAAACCGACCAGGCAGACAGUCAAACAUCCUUUCAAGGCUGUGGCAUCCACCCAUGUAAGAUUGCAGAAGCAGUUUCAUGUACCCCAACACUAGUACUGAAAUUCUCAAACCAGAAUUCAUAUCAGUAUUGCAGGCUAUACUAGUCACACAUUCUAAAUAAAAAAAAUAAAAUAAAAUCCAACUUAUCAUAAAUUAAAAACCAAGAAAAGAAUAUCUUAAUCGCUCUGCUUAGGCCCUUAUUUUUAUUGUUUUUACAUGCAGUUCCAAAUGAUUUAUGUUAUCAUAUCUUAUUGUUUUAUCACGAAACAUUUGUAAGCUUUAAAAAAAAAGGAUAGUGUUUUGCCAGCAGAAAAGGGGCAGAGCAGCGGAAGAACUUUGGCAGAGGCUUUAAUAACUCAAAACCUUAUAAAAUAAUAGCAUUAUAAAUGCUAUAACAUUAUAAAUUAUGUGUUAAAACAAAUUCGUUCCAAAGAUAAUAUAUUCUCAAGCAUGCGUUGUUUAAGCAAUUAAAAAUAUAUCGUUCGCCCAAACUAUUCGACUAGCGGAUAAGUCUACUUAACGAAUCCAUUUUAAAAGUAGCCCCUAACUUACCUAGUUUUAGCUUGCAUUCAACGCUGAUUUGCAUACACUUUAAUCGCCACGCCUCACGAUUCUUAUUAUUUGUCCCAGAUAAACA